CAUCUCAGUCCGUGAGCACUGGAGCAGAGCCCGAGCUCCGGCGUGCAUUCCGGACAUGUACACCUGUAAGCUCUAUUCAUUCAUUCAUUCAGGGACGCAGCGCUCACAUGUAAGUGGCAGACACACCAUUGAGACGUUGACGGCAGCAGAAAGAAUUUUACGUGUGUGAUGAGAUCAGACUGAGCUCGGAGGCAGAGGCAGCAGAGGAAGAGGAGGAGGAGGAGGAGGAGGCGACGUGCACAGUCUACAUCCCAAUUAAGGGGCUGGCACCGAGGACACAACCCUACCCAAGGAUUGGCUAGCACCCACCGGAUGCAGUGAACAAAAUCCCGUCGUCAUCCCAACUCUGCAGCUCGUACGUUCACCAACCGAGUUCUCCUUCACUAGGAAGACUUGAUGGAUGCCUGUGUUCAUCCCAACUGACACAUCGAGGCUCAGCAACAUUAUCAGCACCAACACAGCACAACAGCAUCAAACUGACGGGGGAAGUGGAUCGACAGCGAUUUAUGGAGAAUCGAGUGAAGGGAAGGUGUCUUCAACAAAGUAUCCACCCCUGGAAGGACAAUGUCUGCUGGGUAUAAAUUUAGGUAGUGACAUGACUCAGGUCUGACCCUGGAGAUGCCGAAGAGACGAGACAUUGUCGCCAUUGUGUUGAUUGUGUUGCCUUGGACUCUGCUCAUUACUGUUUGGCACCAGAGCAACAUGACUCCUCUGCUCGCCUCCCGAAACGAUGACAGACGAGACGGUCGCUCCAACUCCAGGAAUACUUUUGCUGUCAAGGAGUCCUGCUCCCUGCAGAACCGGGACAUCGUGGAGGUGGUGCGCACCGAGUACGUCUACAGUCGUCCUCCCCCCUGGUCCGACUUCCUGCCCACGAUCCACGUCAUCACUCCCACUUACAGCCGGCCGGUGCAGAAGGCCGAGCUGACACGCUUGGCCAACACCUUGCUCCACGUGCCCAACCUGCACUGGAUCCUGGUGGAGGACUCUCAGCGGAGGACCCCUCUGGUCAGCAGUCUCCUCGUGGAGACCGGACUGAACUACACCCACAUCAACGUGGAGACGCCCAGGAACUACAAGGUACGUGGGGACACGAGGGACCCCCGAAUACCACGUGGCACCAUACAGAGGAACCUGGCCCUGAGGUGGCUCCGGGAGACCUUCAGCAGAAAUAACAGCAUGUCUGGGAUCGUGUACUUUGCAGACGAUGACAACACAUACAGUCUGGAGCUGUUUGAUGAGAUGCGUACCACCCGUAAGGUGUCGGUGUGGCCCGUGGCUUUCGUGGGCGGCCUUCGGUACGAGUCCCCUAAAGUGAACACUUUGGGCAAGGUUUACGGCUGGAAGACUGUAUUCGACCCUCACCGGCCCUUCGCCAUCGACAUGGCCGGGUUCGCAGUGAACCUGCGCCUCAUUCUGUCCAAACCUCAGGCUUAUUUCAAGUUACGCGGGGUGAAGGGAGGAUACCAGGAGAGCAGUUUAUUAAAGGAGCUGGUGACUCUCGGCGACUUGGAGCCUAAAGCUGCCAACUGCACUAAAGUAUUAGUAUGGCACACGCGGACAGAGAAGCCUGUGCUGGUAAAUGAGGGCAAGAAAGGAUUUACAGACUCUAACGUGGAGAUAUGACAUACUUCAUCUCACGCAGGGGACUCCACGGAGCUCAUAGGAGCCAGAGUCAAAAAUAUUAUCACAGCACAGUAGCUGUUCUUCAGUGCAGCCUAGAAAUGGAGGAAAAACCCAUCCACCCAAGGAGGCAGCACAAAGCCACGUGCAUGUGCCGACCAGAGCAUCAAAGCACAACUGCACAAAAACAAGCCUGCCUGUUCUGUGUCUGGAGCACAGGCCGAUGUGAGACCCCGGUGGUACUUGCCAAAAGGAGCCCGGCGAGGUCUGCGAGGACAAAGGAUGUUACGUGAUUUAAACUUCAAGAAGAAGAGGCAAAACGAGCAAUAAAGAGCCCUCUCAGCACCGACAUCACCAGCCAACCCUCCAAUCAGGAUCAAAUAGGACCCUUUUGUUCCGAGGCACGCUGGCUGUCAGGCACAGGGCUGCACAGAGGAAUAAAAGGGUUCCUUGUCAUAAGUGAGACAGACUGCACUGGGGGAUCUGAGCCCUCCCCGUCUGUACUGUACAACACUGAGCUUUUUAGAUAGCACCCUGGACCCAGCACUAAUGAGGACUGGUACUCCUCAACACACAUUAAACAUGCUCAACUGCACAUUAUUAGCACACAGACACACAUGCACUCAAAAACACAGUGAUUUAUUAUUGUGCAAAAACAAUGCCAUGCCAUACAGUCUUUUACUCCAGGGUUCUUUUUUCCUGAUAUGCUGUGGUACUACUGAGUUCUACUCAUUUUAAAAGAGGUUUCAGUAUUCACCAUACACUCUUUCUUAAUAAGCUAAUAUAAAAAAGUGAACUGAAUGUUUCACUUCAGAAUUAUUUAUUGUUUCAGUGUAACUGGUACUGUUUACUUGUGAGAGACAAUGGGAUAUGAAGCCAUUCGCCUAAAAACUGGAUGUGCAUCCUUUCAAAUAUUACAAUGUAUAAUUAUUCCAACCAUGGAUGGCUGGCUGGCAAGUGAUGAUUUCAUACCCCACUGACUUACAGCUGCACUGCUCACAAACACUCAUUGUUCUUUCAGACUCGGACUGUUCAGAGUUUGGUCAGUUAUCGAUGUGGCGAGCAUCUGAAACCUUCAACUUGUCACUUUAAAGUAAGAGUCUGAUGUCACCUCAUUGCUGCUUGUGUUUCAUUUAAAAGCUGUUUAAACCACUUCUGCCAUUUUUGGUUGUACUUGUUGUUUUACAGGCUGUUUCCAGUUCAGUAAAUGCUAGGCAACACAUGUUCAAAAUAUUCACACAAGCAAUACAAAUCUAAUUCUAUGAUAUAUAACAGCCAUCCUCAAACAGAAACUGUCCCACUUUACAGGGAAUGCACAGGAAACGAGAUGUCCACAGUGAUUCUGCUCGAUACAAUAUGUCACUGGAAUUAAAGGUACUGUAUGUACAUAGCUAUAAACUGCUCCCAUACAAA
This is a messenger RNA of Pleuronectes platessa (European plaice), 3036 nucleotides long. RefSeq names its product beta-1,3-glucuronyltransferase 1 (glucuronosyltransferase P) b (gene b3gat1b). The record is from RefSeq and is a predicted model, not a curated record. Gene Ontology annotation, cellular component: Golgi membrane. The transcript has 8 exons. Gene Ontology annotation, biological process: carbohydrate metabolic process; chondroitin sulfate proteoglycan biosynthetic process. Lineage: Eukaryota; Metazoa; Chordata; Actinopteri; Pleuronectiformes; Pleuronectidae. Bases 619 to 1626 code for a protein of 335 amino acids. Gene Ontology annotation, molecular function: galactosylgalactosylxylosylprotein 3-beta-glucuronosyltransferase activity.